AUGGCCGGAUUAUACCAUCUUACGAGGCUGAACGAUAGAUGGUUCUGGUUAGAUGAGCCCCUUGUCAGUGUCUUCGUCGAGCGGUGGCAUCUGGAAACGCACACCUUCCAUAUGCCGUUCGGAGAGUGCACGAUCACACUUCAGGACAUGGCGUACCAGUUGGGGUUGCCAGUGGACGGGCGUUAUGUCAGUGGUUGCCUUACAGAUUUCCAGAUAUACAUCCAGGGUGGCCGUCCAGCUUGGGUGUGGUUCCAGGAGUUGCUUGGAGUGAUUCCUCCUCCGAGCCAGGUUCAGAAGUUCGCAGUAAAUUGUACCUGGUUCCAAAAGACUUUUGGAGAGUGCCCCGAGGGAGCCGAUGAGGAGACUGUGCGGCGUUUUGCUCCUAGGCUUGAGGAGAUGGGUACCUACAGCUGGGGGUCUGCAGCAUUGGCAUGGUUGAAUCGGUGCAUGUGCCGAGUGGUGAACAGACAUGUGGUGAAGUUAGCGGGCCCACUUCAGCUACUUCAGUCUUGGAUCUUUUGGCGCUUUCCUAGGUUUAGGCCUGUCAGGUGGUCAGGUUACAACCCUUCCGGUAGCGAUAAGGGACCUAGAGUGCAGAUGUGGAGACUGAGGAUAGACAUGUUACAGGACAGGGAUUUUAUCUGGAUGCCGUAUAGCUUCCAUGAGGUACUGCAGGUUGUGCAUCCGGAGGUGUUGGAGCCUCGGCAUACGGCGAUGUGGCAGUCUGUGACGUCACUGAUAUACUUUGUCGUUAUAGAGUGGCAUCAGAUAGAUAGGAUUCUACCGUAG
This is a messenger RNA of Arachis ipaensis, 789 nucleotides long. NCBI's taxonomy places the organism in Eukaryota, Viridiplantae, Streptophyta, Magnoliopsida, Fabales, Fabaceae. The record is from RefSeq and is a predicted model, not a curated record.